Messenger RNA from Paramecium tetraurelia, 1272 nucleotides. RefSeq lists its product as uncharacterized. NCBI's taxonomy places the organism in Eukaryota, Ciliophora, Oligohymenophorea, Peniculida, Parameciidae. The record is from RefSeq and is a predicted model, not a curated record. The transcript has 7 exons.
AUGAAUCCUUCAUAGGAAGAAAUUAAUUAACGGGAAACAGAAAAAGAAUUUACAAAUGAAGUUAUCAGAAUUGGCAUUUUUAAUUGCGCUUUCUAAUUUUACAUGAUAAUCUUUAGUUGCAAAUUAAUCUGGUUAUUUGAUACUAAAUAUGUAAUUAUAUUUGCUUGGUUCAUGGAUUUGGCCUCUUUUAUUAUCAUUAUGCUCGAUAAGAAUAUAACCAAAGUUUUGUCUGUGGUUAAUUUUGUAGAGAAAGUAUUGAGCAUAUCUUUUAAAAUUACGAUAGUGAUCCACUUUGAAGUUAAAGAAAUGAGACUCUACUACAUACCAGCAGCUCAUUUAUUAAUUGCCACUGGAUUAUUUCUUUUUUCUGUUCUCAACCAUGAUGCAUCCAAAAGGAAGCAUAUAAUUAUUGCACAUUCUUACUCUGUUCUGUAUGCUAUAUAACUACUACUGUUAUCCUUAAAGUGGAACAACCUAUUUGAAUACUCUUACUAUUAAACAUUCAUAAUAGCAUGGACGGCCCUUGGAAUCAACACAUUCCUAAUAGUAUUGUUAUUGAUAACUAUGGUUGAGAAUUGCUUCCUCAAAAACAUUCCUUAAAUAAAUGGAACAAUCAUAUUUUGGUUUAUAUUUUACAUCUUGGGAUUAACAAUACCUCCUUUCUUUCAAUUAAAAACUAUUUGUGAAUUUUAUGAAGAAGACUCUUCAUAAAUCUUUGUUCUAAUAUAUCUCUUUUUAUUUAUUUUCUUUACUUUAAGAAUUAAGAAAUAAUUGAUUGGUGUAUUGCAAUUAGAUCAUAGGUAAAAUACGAUACCAAAAACAUCACCAAAAGGUUCCUCUUCAAAAAAAUGGAGAAAAUUAAAAAUUCCAAUAAUGUUCAUUAGAAUUUCAGCAUCAUAUUAUAAAAUGAUUACUAGAUAAUCAACUGUGGACACUAGUACUCGUAAUACUAGUUCUAUUCCUAUCUGCAGUGAUGUAUUACGACCAGAUUCAAUUAACUUCAGGCAAUCGCCAUAUUAAGCAAUAGUGAAAUAGAUGAAAAAGAAACCAAAGAAUCAAGAUUCAGGAGAUUGUUGUUUGAUUUGUUUUGAAAAUGAACCCGAUGUUGUAUUACAUCCAUGUAAUCAUGGAGGUAUUUGUAAUAAUUGUUCUGAAAAUCUUAUAAAAACAACCAAAUAAUGUUUUCUUUGUAGAUCAGAUAUUAAAUAUGCUUUAAAAAUUAAUUAAAAAGACGGAGAAAUGUUAGAAGCUACUGAUGUAUAAAAAGUUUGA